Rhagoletis zephyria (snowberry fruit fly) is the source of this 2252-nucleotide messenger RNA. RefSeq lists its product as uncharacterized. Lineage: Eukaryota; Metazoa; Arthropoda; Insecta; Diptera; Tephritidae. The record is from RefSeq and is a predicted model, not a curated record.
CAGUUCUGGUUUGUCGUUCAUGUGAAGUGUGUCGUCGCGUAGGGGGCGGCGCGUUAAAGUAAAAAAGAAAAUAUUAGCCACGUUGGAAAUUAACAGAAAACCUACAGAAUUUAAGGUGUGAGUUAACUUGAAUUUUAUUUGAAACGAAAUAAUUCAAAGUCAUUGUUGAUGCCGGUUGGCCAGAAAUAUGGUACGAUGUUUAUUCCAAAAAAACCUGUUAAGUGUCAGUGCGCAUUCAAAAGCAGUUGAAUAGCUCCCACUACAAAACACGCACCAGUGCAGUCUGUAAAGCCGUCGUUGCCGGUCGAACGAAAUAGAAUUCGCGGGAUUAACGCCAUAAAUCGCUGUUAUUGCGAUUUUUUUGCGGUCAUACAUGUGCGAACGUGCUUAACAAAUUUACUUAAAUGUAGCUCGGUGUGUCUAGUAAUAUUUUUAGUGUUUGAACAAGUGAAUGCAUAUUACACACAUAAAUAAGCAUACAAAUAGUUAAAUAAGAGUGCAUCAAGGUUUUGAUUGUAAAAAGACUAAAAGCGUCGUAGAGUUUUAGUUCUUGUACAAUUAGUAGAUAGAAGAACGAACUCUUAUCUGCUAGGGAAGCUGAAGAAAUAAAACACUUCGUUAAGUUGUGCUUCAGAAAUAUUAUUUAAGAGACAAACAUUGAAAUGAAAAUAAAAUUAACACCAAACUAAUUUAUAACAGCAGAUUUAAGUAACUGCAAUACAUACAUACAUUAAAAAGUGCAAAAUAAAGUUAAAGAAAAAGUAAAAAAAUUGUGUGCUUACGCUACAAACGCAUUUGGGUGCACUACAUAGAUUACAACAAUUCACACUCUACGUGAAAAUCGUCAGCAAAGCGAUUGAUAUAAAUUACCUAAAAUGAUGUCGUUAUUCUCAAGGAAACCCACAGUCUGGAGCAAUGGUAGUCGAAGAAGCGGAUGUCGAGGUUUCAACGAUAACGGCAUAGCAUUUGUGAUAGCACUUUAUGUUGUUGUGGCAUUCGUCGGCAACGAGCUGGUGACGAGCGUUCGUGGUGAGGAGUGUGGCCAGGAGGAGUUCACAAAAUGUGCUGAGCCUCUGGAAAUGCUACAUUUAACCUCCGAGUUUUCCAUCGGCCCUGCCAAGAAGGACGAACUGGAUAAACUUUGCAAUGAACUAAAAAAAGGCGUCCGUUGCAUCCAAAGUUAUACGCGGCGCUGUAUGCCGCUACAGCAAAGAAACCAGUUCAAUAAGUUAUACCAUGGCACAAAUCAAUUCAUUCGUGACUUGUGUAUUAAAGGGGAAUUCCAGGAUGAGUAUUUGAAACAUGCGCCCUGCUCGGAAAUGGCCAAGAAAGAAUUUGAGGUGUGCGCCAAUCGUUAUAAGGAGACAAUGGUUUUCCUGAAGCCGAAUAAGAAUCAAGAAAGUCACGAGAAUAUUACUUUAAAUGAAAAUAUAAAAACAAUCUGCUGUUCAAUUAAUGAGUUAGUUGAUUGUUCAGAGGAUGCAGCGCGUAAAAUAUGUGGUCCCGAUGCAGCGAAAUUCACACGCGAACUGGUUGAUAAAUAUGCGAAUAGCUUAACUAAGCUCUACUGCGAGGACUUCACUCGACAUCCUGAAAUGUGUCACGAUGGCCUCAGUGAUGAUGGUGUGCCUCUGCAUCAGUCCCGAUUUGGUCGUUCGCCUGCGAUUAUUAUUUCAGGCAUAGCUGUAGCCUCGCUGGGAUCACAUUAUUGGAGCAGAUAGAUGAAGAGUAUGGAGACAUAAAAUUACAAAAACCUUACUUUGCUGCAAUUUGUUUCGACGCAGCCAUCAUUUACAAAAUCAUUAUUUUUUACUCGUAUUUAUUAUUAUUUUAUUUGUUUAUGUUUUGAGAGCAACGAAUUUUAGGUGAGUGCGCAUUAAUAUACAAUACUUAUGUAGGUAGAAAUUAAGGUACGAAUUUGUGAAAUAUUAUGCGCUAAAUGAUUGCAUUACUUAACGUCUGUAUUACAUUUAGAGAAAACAUUUUGAAUUAUAUUAAUAAUAAAGCAUAAUGAAGUUAAUAUUAUAGUUAGUAGGUCAUUAACAGAGAAGGUAGUUUAGUGAAAAUUUAAACUGUGUUGCUAUUACGAAAAUUUAAGGGUGCAAUUCAGCUCAACACACAAAAUUAUCUCAACACAAAUAUUUAGAAUUAAAAACAAAAGACCGAAAAUUAAUAUACACACACACACACACAUAUAUAAAAGUAUUUGAAAUGCUAGAUUUAGUGUAAGAGCAUGCGUAGAAUACAUUGAA